GUAAUGCUGCUGCUGAUGAUGAUGAUCCACCACGCAAGCGCCGGUACAAUGCUCGCUCUGCUACUGCUGCCACUGCUGCUGAGAAGAGGGCUGACACGAUGCCUGCUGCUUCUGCAAGCGCUAGUACACGAAGAAGUGGCCGGCAGGUUGCGGGCAAUUCUGGCACGGCGGCUCAAAAUGUAGCGCAAGAAGAUACUGCUCAUGGCGAUGACAACAAAGCAGAGAAGGCAACAAGUGAAGCAUCACGCUCAUCCCGUCGAAGCAAGAAAGGUGUGGACGAGGCCCCAAAGACCGAUGUACCCGUUGCUGAAGAGACUGUUACAUCACAGCAGCAGCAGCAGCAGCAGCAGUCGGAUGCAGCCAAUUCAAGGAGCAAAACGGCUACCAGUCGAGCAUCAACCCGGAAAAAGAAAACUCUGGAUGUGGCCGCUCCUGACGAGCAAGAGCAGAAGCAGCCCUGUACUGAUGUAUCAGAUUUAUCCACUACCGGUAGUAUGGAAGAUGGCAACAAACGUGAAGAAACUGGAGCUGCGUCGGGCCCAUCACGGGCCUCUGGCAGGAGAAAGAAGCUGGGUUCAGGUAGUGAACAGGUGGUUACCUCAGCAUUGACUACUGCACCUACAGACAUAGAUGCGGAGAGCUCUGAAGCAGCCACUACUGAACCAGUGCGUUCAGCGAGAGCAUCCAACCGGAGAAAAACUGACAGCAAAGGAAACACAACUAGCACGGUGAAGGUGGUAGAGGAAACAGCAGCAGAAGAAGAUACCAAUGACGAUGCAAGUGCAUCGAGCUCAAGGAGCUCUGGUCGGCAGAAGGAGGCACGAACCACAAGCAGCAAGAAAGAACUGAGUGGAACGCCGCCCAUGGGUCCUGAGGAAACAAAACCUGCUGGUGAUAAUGGCACCAUGGAGACAUUAACUCCUCGCGGCCGUGGAAGAAAGUCUAAGGCUGCCGCCGCUCCUGCAGCGUCUGCAGAUGAAGACGUCAAGUCAUCGCAAGAUUCCAAAACUGAGGAUGCUGUUGCCCAGAGCAGUGGUGGUCGACGCGGUCGACGCAGUCUGUUGGCCAGUGCCAGCUCUGAAGGUGAUGCAUCGGGGAAGGCGGAGAAUGAAGAGGAAACUGGUGCUGCCGUGAUGCCACGUGUAAUGCUGACUGGAAUAAUCAAUGAAGAGCUUCGCCUGGUGGUGAGUCGGCUGGGUGGUAAGAUGGAGGAUGACAAUGUGCGCAACUGCACACACCUCGUUACAGACAGGAUUGCAAGGACGAUCAAGUUCUUGAGCUGUGUGGCAAGAGGCACUCCCAUCGUGACCACCGACUGGCUGCAUGCGUCCAAGAAGGCGAAGCAAUUUCUUGACCAUUCUCGGUACGCAGUUCGUGAUGCUGAGAAAGAGGCCACUUUUAAGUUUAGCCUUGAUAAGUCUUUGAAGCGCGCAUCCCAGCAACCUCUCUUCCAGGGCCAACGUCUGUACUUGUGUCCCAGUGUCAAGCCACCUCCGGAUCAAAUGGCCGAAAUUGUCCGUUGUGGUGGUGGUGAGGUCCUCUCCUCCUUUCCCAACAAGUCCUCCUCAGAUUGCAUUGUGGUAGCUGCCGGUAAUGAUCACACAUCCAUCGGCAAGUGUCAGCAGGCGGGCCGGCCUGUCGUCUCACCAGAGUACAUUCUCACAGGAGUAUUGCGGCAGUCCACGUCAGUUGAAGAAUAUCAACUUGCACAGGCCGAGAAGGAACCACCACCGUCCACCGCCACAGCCGCUGCUCCCAAAGCAGGUGGGGGUGGUAAGCGUCGAUCAUCCUUGCCGACGGAGCAGGAGGCACCGGCGGCCAAGCGAGGACGUCGGCGGAGGUGAAGCGGGCACGGUUGCCGUCGCCAUCUUACAUUCGGUCUUGAUCGCCGUACACCGGUUAGCCACUACUAGAUGACUGUGUGUGUGCCUGUGGGUUUUGAUCAUGGGGGAAAUCCCCUAACUAACGUAUCGGUGCACAGCCUGAAGUGACGAUGCCAUUGAUUGAUGCACACUUGAUGCACAACGUAGAAACGUGUGAGUAUGCAUGUACGUCUAUUUUCCGCCUUUCUUCGCAGAAGGUCCCAUUGAAAUGACCUUCCUAGUGCACUAUCGCAGAGCCACAGUCAACGUCCAUAAUACGUAUUAAACUCCUGUACAGGUAUUCAACCAUUUGCAUGCUCCCCUGUACACAGUGCUGCUCCACUCAAUGUGCUGGUCACAUUCACAGUGAACAUAGUCGUUUCUUUCCUACCUCACUUUUAGCCGAGCUUUCAGCAACUUAGGCUGCUUUUCAUCAAACGUCCAGAAACGUUAUUUCUUAUGCAUGCUUUAGUUACUGUUCUUGAAUGGCAGUGCUGCCACUGCCAUCCGCCCUUGUGUCACCGUCAACAAUCAUGAGUUAGUAUGUAUAUCAAAAUUAUCAAUAGCAUCUUUUUUUACUCAAUUAACUUCGAAUUGGUCCAUUCUGACACUUGGAUUUUCAAGGAAAACUGGUUGUUUUGUUCUGUGCCCGAAUCAGCUAGGACAGUGUGAUAAUAAUAGUAGCAGCAUUUCGAAGUAGAACAGUAUGCAGAGAACAGUAACGGCCAAGCCUGGCCA
Sycon ciliatum is the source of this 2600-nucleotide messenger RNA. RefSeq names its product mediator of DNA damage checkpoint protein 1-like. NCBI's taxonomy places the organism in Eukaryota, Metazoa, Porifera, Calcarea, Leucosolenida, Sycettidae. The record is from RefSeq and is a predicted model, not a curated record. The transcript is spliced from 9 exons. Bases 99 to 1844 code for a protein of 581 amino acids.